AUUUCGUAUCAUAUAAAAUAUCGUUUCAAUGAAGAUUUAGAUGACUUCUCAUUUGAAAAUAAUACGCUUCUAUUGAUUAAAUCAUUGUGAAUUUUUACUUAUUCAGUGUCUAAUAAGCUUGAAAUUAUGGCAAAGGCUGUAAUUUUUGUUUUAUUUGCUUUUUGUUCAACUAUACUUGCUAACCCACUUUGGCCUUUCUAUUAUGAACAUGAUGGUAUUGAACACACUUAUUCAAUUGGCCUUGAAAUCGGAGAAAUGAAUUCCCAAGUUGGUCCAUUCCGCUUGUCCGUUUGGUUACUUAAAGAUAUUUCAAUUGGAGCGGUUUCUGAUGCGAAACAUCAAUUGAGCGAAGCUACAAUCUUUGCAGGUCCUGCAUCGCACAAUUUUACGAUAAAAUCAGAUAUGCCAUUCAGUCAAGUCACUCAGAUGUCUUUUCAAUGGGAAAGCAUGGAUUCUUCGUAUGCUGACGAUGUUAACUUUCAGACUGCUUACUUGACUGAAACUACACCAAACCAAACUCAUAUUACCAAGAAAUAUUGUAACAUUGAGAAUGAGUAUCCACGAAAUUGGGGUAGUUGUGAUGCCAGGCAAUGGCUAUACCUGUGCUAAUUGUUUGAAUCAAUCUAGUUUGGUUGCAGCUAUUGAGACCUGCAAAACUACAAGAGUUAAUAAAUAAAAGUUUUUACUAAUCAGCAAUUCAACACUUUGAUACGAUCAGCUGUAUAAUGUUUUCAUUGGACGAGUUGUCUCGAAACAAAUCUUUGUUCUUUUCGUGGUGAUUAAAAUUUCUGACUAGAAAAUCAGUAUUUUAAUAAAAAUUAAAUAGCGAUGAUUGUUGAUAAAAGCGUCUUUAACCUAUUGUCAAUUUUAAAUUAAAAUACUUUUAUGGAAACAA
This is a messenger RNA of Tetranychus urticae (two-spotted spider mite), 895 nucleotides long. The record is from RefSeq and is a predicted model, not a curated record. NCBI's taxonomy places the organism in Eukaryota, Metazoa, Arthropoda, Arachnida, Trombidiformes, Tetranychidae.